AUGUCUUUUUCAACGCAGGGAAGUAGGGCCAAUGUUUGUGCAGAGUCCACAAACGGGGUGGUAUCUUUUAAUGGCACCAAAGAUAGUGAUCUGGCGGCGAAGAAGCUCUUGGCCCGCAAGGAGUGCCACGACCACCGUCUACUUACAGGAGAUGUGGAUCCUGGCACAGAAGAUGACGAACCCUUGCUGAAAGAAUCUACACGACGCUUUGUACUAUUCCCUAUACAGUAUACAGAGAUAUGGCAGAUGUACAAGCAGGCGCAAGCUUCUUUUUGGACCGUCGAAGAGAUUGAUCUCUCUAAAGACUGGAUGGACUGGAAUCUUCGAUUAACCGACGAUGAACGAUUCUUCAUCUCCCGCAUCCUCGCCUUCUUCGCGGCGUCGGAUGGCAUCGUCAAUGAGAACCUUGUUGAACGCUUCUCAAGCGAAGUCCAAGUCGCAGAAGCGCGCUGUUUCUACGGAUUCCAAAUAAUGAUGGAAAAUAUACAUUCGGAGACCUAUUCUAUGCUCAUUGAUACCUAUAUCAAAGAGCCGAAUGAACGCCAGCACCUAUUCGAUGCCAUCGAAACUAUACCAUGUAUCAAGCAAAAGGCAGAAUGGGCUCUCCGAUGGAUAGAAGACAAACGAUCUUCAUUCGCUGUACGCCUCGUUGCAUUCGCUGCCGUAGAGGGCAUAUUCUUUUCUGGAUCGUUCGCUUCAAUAUUUUGGCUCAAGAAGCGUGGAUUACUACCUGGCCUUACCUUCUCCAAUGAGCUCAUCUGUAGAGAUGAGGGCAUGCACACCGAAUUCGCUUGCCUCUUGUUUACUCACCUGAAACGUCGACCACAUCCAGACACCAUCGAACGCAUCAUCACUGAGGCCGUCGACAUUGAAAAGGUGUUCUUAACAGAUGCCUUGCCGGUCGCCCUUAUCGGUAUGAACGCGAGCCUCAUGUGUCAGUACAUUGAAUUUGUCGCCGAUCGCCUACUCGUUUCUCUCGGAAAUCAAAAGUACUAUCAAGCCUCCAACCCCUUCGACUUCAUGGAGAUGAUAUCAAUGCAGGGCAAGACCAAUUUCUUUGAAAAGCGCGUUUCGGACUACUCGCGCCCUAAUUUCCACAAUUGUGACCCGUCAAAUUCGUCUUCGCAGUGGACUUUUACGACUGAAGAAGAAUUUUGA
Messenger RNA from Pleurotus ostreatus (oyster mushroom), 1158 nucleotides. RefSeq names its product Ribonucleotide-diphosphate reductase (RNR), small subunit. The transcript has 6 exons. Gene Ontology annotation, biological process: deoxyribonucleotide biosynthetic process. Lineage: Eukaryota; Fungi; Basidiomycota; Agaricomycetes; Agaricales; Pleurotaceae. Gene Ontology annotation, molecular function: oxidoreductase activity. The coding region runs from base 1 to 1158 and encodes 385 amino acids. The record is from RefSeq and is a predicted model, not a curated record.